AUGUCGAGCGCACAGCUAGCUGCCAUCGCCGCAGCGGACCAAAAGCAACGGCCUGCGCUGUACCGGUCUUUUCUAGAGUCCGUCCUUGACGCUGAACCGUCGUCGCCGGCCCACGCACAGCCUCGUCAGCAGUUGUCUCCAGAAGCCGUCGUUCCUGUUUUGCACGAAAUACUUUCUCACGCCGUGGAGGACAGUAUCGGCUUGGUCAUAUCGAGACAAAUUUUACAGGAUUUCGUCAGGCUGUUUGAGGGAUGGAGUCAGAAUAGAGACCCUGAUCUUGUGACGGACCUGUGGAAGUAUGCGCUGGACAGGAUGCAGGGCAGGGCUGUGGCGUUCGAGGAACAGAUAUCAACAGUACGGGAAAAGCUGGCCAAAUUGUAUGAGGACCAGGAGGAGUGGGAGCAAGCUGCGAGGAUGUUGCAAGGCAUCCCUCUCGACUCGGGGCAUCGAAUUGUCUCGGAUGACUACAAGCUGGAGAUAUAUAUACACAUCACCCGCCUUCUCCUGGAAAACGAUGACGCCGUCGCCGCGGAAUCGUACAUGAAUCGUGCUGCUUUGAUUCUGUCGCCUCAAAGCAAUCCCGAAGCCAAGAUCCAUUUCAAAAUGUCCCAAGCCAGGAUCCUCGAUUACAAGCGGGCCUUCCUUCAGGCUGCUGUGAAGUACCACGAACUCUCUUAUGCGGUCGAAAUCCCCGACUCGGACAGAAUGCAACUGCUCGUACAGGCUGUCAAGUGCGCGGUUCUGGCAGGCGCUGGCCCACAGCGGUCGAGGAUGCUUGCCACAUUGUACAAGGACGAGCGCACGCGUGAGCGGCCAGAAAUCAAGCAGCACGGUGUGUAUGCCAUUUUGGAGAAAAUGUACCUGGGCCGCGUGCUACGAAAGCAUGAGGUAGAAGAGUUCGCAGAGACCCUGGCCACACAUCAACUCGCCAAGCUCGGUGAUGGGACAACAGUCCUCGAUCGAGCCGUCAUCGAGCACAACCUUCUCAGUGCCAGCAAAAUCUACAACAACAUCACGUUCCAAGAACUUGGCAGUCUCUUGGCCAUUUCAGCAGAGCAAGCGGAGAAGACGGCGAGUAAAAUGAUCGGGCAAGGCAACCUGUCCGGAAUCAUAGAUCAGAUCGAUCAACUGAUACAUUUCCAACAACCCGAACGUUUACCGGCAUGGGAUCAGCACAUUGCAGGUCUAUGCCACCAUGUUGACGACGUUGUUGAGACGAUAAUCUCCAAGUAA
Messenger RNA from Fimicolochytrium jonesii, 1233 nucleotides. RefSeq lists its product as uncharacterized. NCBI's taxonomy places the organism in Eukaryota, Fungi, Chytridiomycota, Chytridiomycetes, Spizellomycetales, Powellomycetaceae. Gene Ontology annotation, cellular component: cytosol; COP9 signalosome. The record is from RefSeq and is a predicted model, not a curated record. Bases 1 to 1233 code for a protein of 410 amino acids. The transcript is spliced from 2 exons.